Messenger RNA from Diachasmimorpha longicaudata, 1406 nucleotides. It is a transcript of the gene Sirt4, whose product is annotated as NAD-dependent protein deacylase Sirt4-like. NCBI's taxonomy places the organism in Eukaryota, Metazoa, Arthropoda, Insecta, Hymenoptera, Braconidae. The record is from RefSeq and is a predicted model, not a curated record. The transcript has 3 exons. Gene Ontology annotation, molecular function: NAD-dependent protein lysine deacetylase activity; NAD+ binding. Bases 316 to 1293 code for a protein of 325 amino acids. Gene Ontology annotation, cellular component: nucleus; mitochondrial matrix.
AACGCUUUUUCUCGUCCACAAUUACAUAAAAUAGUAUUCCUCUUGGGCACUUAGUCGCAGGGGAAUUUCGGUCCUGGAAUUUUGUCGAAGAGAAAUUUGUUGAGAGAGAAAUUAUUGCAAGAAAAUUAUGUCCCAGAAAAUAAGUUGGAAUAACUAACAAUCACCCAGUUAGUUAGUAUAUGUGCUGUGUUGAAUUGUGUUGUUCUGCAGUUGUCAGUUCAAGAGAGAGAUAUACAAAUGUGAAUACUCCAAGGUUAAUUGUUUAUUUUUAAACAGUGAGGUGUGAAAAACUAAAAAGUGAGGAGUUUAUCAUUAAUGAGGGGAGCUAUUCAUGUUUUAACAAAUUUGAAGUUCGAUUACAUCGUCCCAAUGGGUUUGAGGUUACUCGUUGGGCAAAGGAGAAACUACUCGCUGUUGGCAUUCGUUCCAAAAUACCAGCCCCCAAAACCAGGUGACUUGACAAAGUUGUCAAAUUUUAUUGAAAACUCUGGGAGACUUUGCGUCCUGACUGGGGCUGGAGUGUCUACGGAGAGUGGUAUUCCAGACUAUCGAUCUCAAGGGGUUGGAUUAUAUGCUACAAGUAACAAGAGACCUGUUUUGUAUCAGGAUUUUAGAAAUAAGGAACCUAUCAGACGGAGGUAUUGGGCGAGGAAUUACAUAGGCUGGCCAAGAUUUUCGACUAUCCAACCGAACUUCACCCACAAGAUCCUGAAACAUCUAGAAGACCUUGGAAUAGUAAAUUGCAUCGUGACCCAAAAUGUGGACGGUCUUCACUGGAAAGCAGGCAGCAAAAACGUGAUAGAACUUCAUGGCACAGCAUUUACGGUAAUGUGCUUGAACUGUGAUAAAACAAUUAAACGACAUGAUUUCCAGAAAGUUCUCGAGGAGGCAAAUCCGUCGGUGACUUUGGUCACUAAGGCGGUCAGACCAGACGGCGAUGUUGAGCUCUCUGAAGAGCAAAUUCAGGAUUUUGUCCUACCUCCAUGUCAAAAUUGUGGUGGAGUUCUCAAACCAGAUAUUGUUUUCUUCGGAGAUAAUGUUCCUCGGGAUAUCGUUGAGAAUGUGCGAACUUCGGUAGAUAAUGCAGAUGCUCUGCUGGUGCUUGGGACGUCCUUAAGCACGUUCUCUGGGUAUAGAAUUAUCUUGCAAGCUGUUGACGCCAACAAGCCAAUUGUCAUUGUAAAUAUUGGGGAAUCACGAGGUGAUUCCCAUGCAAAUAUUAAGAUUGAGAGCAGCUGUGGGGAAGUUUUCGCAAAAAUAUUUCCUUCUUUUAUGUCUGGUGAAGCUAGAUAAUGAAAAUUACACGUAGGCAUCCUCAUGGAGGAGGGAUAUUUUAAUUGUUCUACUAUUGACACAAUUUAUCGGGAAUAAAUUUAUUAUUGAUAAUUAGUUUUGUUCAGUAAUAA